Messenger RNA from Postia placenta MAD-698-R-SB12, 1521 nucleotides. RefSeq lists its product as hypothetical. The record is from RefSeq and is a predicted model, not a curated record. The transcript has 8 exons. NCBI's taxonomy places the organism in Eukaryota, Fungi, Basidiomycota, Agaricomycetes, Polyporales, Adustoporiaceae. The coding region runs from base 1 to 1521 and encodes 506 amino acids.
AUGGACGUCGCGGACGGCGAGGAGGCGCGCCUCGAGCGCGAGCUCACCGGGAGUGGGAGCGACACUGAUUCGAGCAUCGACAUCCACACGCUCCUGCCGAAUCUGAUGUUGCGCGAUGGCUUGCUGUCGCCCAACUCGAAGCUUUUGCCACAGGCAUCGCGCAUGGGCACACCACUGUUGUCCAACGGCAGGCCCGGGAGUUUGCCCAGCGUAGCGUCCAUUGCCGACUCUGUCCUGACGAAAUCGGGGCUGUAUAAGCACGGACGCGACACGGCGAAGAGGCGGCACCGGCAUCGCGACGGCAAGCUCUUGCGCGGCGGCAUCGGUCUGACGACCGGGCUCGGCUGGAGCGACAGCGAGGACGAGGAUGCGCCAUCCCCGCUCACUCACAAGCUCUCCGCAAAUACCCUCAAGAGGAAAGCCACGCCGUCGGCGUUUCGCUCACCACAUCCCCUCUCGCGGAUCGGCAGCGCGGCCAACCUUGGUACCCUCGCCAAGGACGGACGGCCUCGCGAACUGAGCCGCUCCCCCUUUCCCUCCCGCACGUUUGUUUCCUCGCUGCGAUCGACGUCUUCCGCGAGUAGGUUGGCUGCUGGGACCCUCGGCUACAUCCACGAACGGGAGGAGACGCUCGAGUCCACAUCCUCAACAUCGAGCGCCAGCGUAUCCAUGCCCGUCACCCUUUUUGGGCAUGAUGAGCCCGGACUGUCUCCCAUCCUUGGCUCGCGGAAUGGGCGCACGAUGCAGCGCCCAAAGUUGGACGCCGGGCUCGCGUUCAUGGGCCGGUCGAGCGGCAUUUGGCAUGCACGGGAUGGCGCGUACCAGCCGACGCUGUCCGCGGCAGCACGCCCGCGCAUCCCUCUGCCAUCCCCUGCACUCGCCUCGCACGACGACGACGACUACGGACCAGCGCCCCUACCCUCUGGCACUGUUGUGCAAGAGAAGGACGGCGUACAGGAGUUCCCGGAGAAAGAGGAGAAGCGGCUGAUCGACCCGACCCGCCUCACGCGGCCGCGCCAGUUCGCACGCGCGUCCGCGCCCGCGCGCAACAGCGACAACUCGCUCUGGACAGAGACGCCCGCCGAGCGGCUACAGCGCCUCGCCGACGAGGUCGCGGGGAAGCGGCGGUGCGUGACCGACGGCGCGCCCGACCCCGAGGAGGAGCGCGAUGGCCGCAAACGCGCGCGGCACGAUGUCGAGGGCGUGGCUGACGCGAUGCUCCGUUUGAGCCGCUGCGAGCAGAAGAAGGUGCGCAGCGGGAUGCUCAUCGAGCGGCAUGCGCACGCGAGCGCAAAGCCGAAGGACAAUGGCGACAGCGGCGGUGAGGAGAGCCCGCCGGCGAUCUGGGACCACGCGCGCGACAUGGCGCUGUCCGGGCGGCUGAGUCGCGCGAGAGGGCCAUCCGCGACGCGCGCGGCCCUGGAGAGCGAUUGGAGUCGGGCAAAAGUGGCGGAUUCCUGUAAUUCUGGUUCGGACGUCGCGAGGGACGAGCGACCGGGGCGCAGUAGGACGCCUGAGUAA